AAAGUCCUACCCCCACAAUUACAGAAAUAAACACCGCGGCCGGGCUCGUUACGACGUUUGACUUACCCCCAUGGAAACUGCGCAGAAAAGAGCGACGACCACGACAACAACCACCCGGGACACCAAUUCGCGAAGCUGGCUACCACGAGCCGAGGGAGUUUGCCACAGCUCUAUGGGAUACUCCUCGGACCUGACGGUGAAUGUUGGGAAAGCAGACCAUGUUGCACUCUUGUGCUCAGAGACACGCAGGCACGUUGAGGUGCUGGCAUCAAGCAAGGCCUUGUGGCGAAGGGUACGAAAUGCCCCAUGGCAGAUCGGUGAGAUGCGUUGGUUGUAUGGAGUCAGUAAGGCACGGAGAUUGUUGUGUUCAGAGGCCAAUAUUAAGAGGCCAAUGGAGAGCAGAGAAAAUGGGUCAGGGCAUAUGCUUGGGACAUUCAUACAGCAAAAUGUAGCAUGUCAACCCCGAACGUGUGUGUCACCAUCAAGGGGACAAUGAUCAGAGCGCCUAUAAAUAAGAUACCAUCUUUGACCAUCAGGUGGCAGUGCACACCUGUCAAAGCUCCUAGGCUCCAAGACAAGUUACAUUAAUAGCUGUUGACAUUUGAUAGCUGCCCUCAUUUUACCCUCAGUAUCUUAUCAUUAAUGGUAAUCGGAGAGAUAUGGCAGUUGUCACUGUGGGACAAGUAUAGUGUACAGUAUCUUUGUUUGAGUUAUCGUUGUUUUUAGUUGUUAUAUAUAGCCAGUAUUUUGGGAAUUUUUGCCUUGACUUUCCUUGUGUUAAAUGUUACCAUUUAUUGCCAUUCUUUGAUGAAUAACUUGUUCUUCAUAACUGUCCCAGUGAAUGUAAGACAAUAGCAACCCAUGGGAAAAGCAAAGACUACAAUGGCAAUUUACUAACUUUAUUUCCCCGUUGAAUCAUCCUUCAGACAGAGAGAAAAAAUGAUUGAAACCAUCACCCGUUUUUGUUUUAGUCUGGCCUUCCUUUUGAAAAUACACAAUCCAACCUCUAAAAAGCAACCAGACCUAGGGCAGCACACCACAAGGACCUGCCCUGUUGGCUCUCCAUCCCUUGAAAUUUACCAUUCUACUUUUAGACCAGCUUGUCCCAAGGGCCUCAGUUCUUUGCCCUGGCAGACAUUCACCUUCACAGCCACCAGGUAAAUGCGGCGGUCUGUUGGCGAGACACUAGUGCCACGCAAGGCUUGUUGACAUUGUCAGUCAUCAUUGCCUCAAUCUCAGACAGGCCCGAGAGUGUAAGAGAGCUGGUGCCCCUAAAGUCAGUAAUUCAGGGUGUUCAGCUCCUGGCUUCCUGAUGUGGACAGGAGACAGGCAGCAGAACUCUGUUAAACAGCAGAUGUUUUACACUGCGGCCGUUACCCUCACUUCCUGGGCGGAGAGCUCUUCGCUCUAUUAAACAAGUAACAGGAACCAGAAAAAAAGAAGAGUGAGAGAGAGAGAGAGAGAGAGAGAGGUAGAGCAAGGGAGUGUGAGAGAAAAGUUAGCUAAGCUCAGAGCUCCCACAAAUCACUUUGUCACCAGCAAGCUCUGACAAGCACAAGGAAAGAGGGAGCACACCAGGGGAAAGGCAGGGAGGCAGGGAGUUAAAGAGAGGUGUGAAUAGGGAAUUGUGUCAGAGGAGACUCAAGAGGGGAGGUGUGAAGGAGCUGUGGAGGGCAUAAACGAGGUGAUACCAAUGGAUGGAUAGAGGAAAGAGAGGACACAGACAAGACUACAAUCUGAUUCCCAAAACAGCGUGAGCUAAGAGGGACUGUUUCUCUCGCUACUGUUGUCUACUGUUGCUGCUGCUGUGUCUGGAUGGUACACUCAUUUAAAGAGAAGGUUUGUCAAACUUGAUUUUUUUGUUACAGGAGGACAGUUUUUCAUUGACACAAGGAGAGUUUUGAUGUGUUUUAUCUCACGGUAUCAUCCCUGCUUGAGCCGGAGAGCACACACUGUCAUACUGUUGUGUUUGAGAAUGAACACACAGAUAGAGAGACAGCUGCUCUGUCUGUGAAGUAGGCAUGAGUCGGAGGCAUUGAACAAUUCUGGUAAACUGCAGCUGUACACAGAUCACAUGCUGAUACUGCUGAAAAGAGGUAGUGCAAGCGGAGAGUGAUCCACGUUUGUCGAAUGUUUUUCUGUGGGGAUAUUUCUUAAUGGCUUGACUGUAUAGGCUUGUGACUGGUGUAGAAUAAGUUAGUGAAAGAGUGUUUUUUAAAUACUACAUUAUACUUUCUUUCCCUUCACCUUGGAUACUUGAUCAGCGCUGGGCUGACUCAGAGCCCCUGAGAGUUUUAUCUGUGCUGUAAAGGAAGCCAGAGGUCAUCUGAUCAAACUUCAAAAAAAGAGAAAAAAAGAGGGCCAUUUAUACACUUUAGGCACAGGACGUUUCAUUGCUAUCUUCUCUUCCUUAGAGACUUUUAGAGAGGCAUUAGACUUUACAUCGUAACGCCGCUCCUAAUGCCACUUUUCAUUUUGCUGAGUGUUGUACAUAUCCCUUCAUAUUCCCUUGUCUCUGGGGACAUGUAAAGAGAGACUGCCUGUAGUGCAAAACAGCCCUGAGCUGACACGUGGAGCUGUAUAUGCUUGCUUAAAGUAGACAGUAUUCAAUUUAAUAUUGGAAGUGGAGGCUUGAAAAUAUCAAUCACAAGUUGGUCUGUGAGUACAGAACCAGCUCUGUUGAGUAUUUGACUGUUUGUAGAUUGUUUUGGACUGAUGGGUGCUGUAGAGGUCUUCUGAGUCUUGGGGGCGCUGUCCGUGUGCAUGUUUGGCUGGGCUCUGUUAGCAUUUGACAGCUCUGCUCUGGACUCGCUUCAGUGUCUGGGACGUCAUUGUGUUACCUGUGUGGCUGAGUCAGAGGCUGGCUCGUCACUCGAUGUCUGUCUGCCCACUGGGAGUCUCUCCACCUGCCUCUAUGCAAAGAAGUCACAAGUGUUAGGUGGUUUUCACAGCAGUAGCAACAGCGGUGCCACCGGUAGUCCUGAACUUUCAGGGCUCUCCACACUGCUUUAACUGUUCUGCUGUGUGUAAACACCUUGCGUCAGUCACACCUCUCCACGGAGUGAUUCACUAUUCCCUAAGCAUCCCUGGUCAGAGUCAGGCAGUGAAAGAAAAGGUGAGGGAGGAUUUGCCAAGAACCAGAGCACAUAAGUGGUUACAGUCAGGUUGGUACCAUGAAGGUGGCAUUCUUGAUGCUCAUGGUUGUGUACACGGUGGGCAACGUAAGUAGCAUGUCUACAUGUAAGACGGUGGACCUGGAGAUGGUGAAGAAAAAGCGCAUUGAGGCCAUUAGGAGCCAGAUCCUCAGCAAACUGCGUUUGCCAAAAGAGCCGGAGCCAGAUCAGGCUGGAGACGAGCAGGAGAUCCCUACCACUCUGCUGUCCCUCUACAACAGCACCAAAGAGAUGCUGAAGGAGCAGCAGACUGAGGUCCAGACAGACAUCUCCACAGAACAGGAGGAGGAGGAGUACUUCGCCAAGGUGCUGGACAAGUUCAACAUGACAUCCAAAAAUAACACAGAGAACACCAAGCAUUCCAAAAUCCUCCCAAUGUUCUUCAACAUCUCUGUGAUACGGCAAAGUGUGGGGGAUUACCGCCUGCUGACCAGUGCGGAGCUGCGGAUGCUUAUCAAGCAACCCGUGAUACCUACUGAGCAGCGGGUGGAGCUGUACAGGGGUAUGGGGAACUCGGCCCGCUACCUUGCUUCCCGCUUCAUCACUAACCAGUGGAAAGACAAGUGGUUGUCCUUCGAUGUUACUGAGACCCUGCAGAACUGGCUCAAAGGGACCGAGGAUGAGCAGGGUUUCCAGCUGCGGCUGUUCUGUGGAUGCGAGAUUGAGCAAAAUAAGGAUAGCACCUUCAGUUUUUCCAUUUCUGGGAUCAUGAAUGGUAGAGGAGACACAGGAAUGUUACAAACGAUGACGCAGCAACCACCCUACAUCCUGACCAUGUCCAUCCCUCAAAACAUCAGCAGCCACCUCACCUCACGCAAAAAACGCUCCACGGAGGCAAAGGAUACAUGUACAGCCCAGACAGAGACCUGCUGCGUGCGGAGCUUGUACAUUGACUUCAGGAAAGAUCUGGGCUGGAAGUGGAUACAUAAGCCGACGGGCUACCACGCCAACUACUGCAUGGGGUCCUGCACCUACAUCUGGAACGCUGAAAACAAAUAUUCUCAGAUUUUGGCCCUGUAUAAGCAUCACAACCCAGGAGCCUCUGCCCAGCCCUGCUGUGUUCCCCAGGCACUGGAGCCACUGCCAAUCCUCUACUACGUGGGCAGGCAACACAAGGUGGAGCAGCUGUCCAACAUGAUUGUGAAGUCCUGCAAGUGUAGCUAAAAACACAACAUGGCACACUGCUCUGCAUCCCCUCACACAUAUACAGAGAUGGAGGAAGUCAUGUUUGAGACCACAGAGAGGAGCAAUUUCACAGCGAUAACGAAGACGAGAUUAUUGUGGACGAGGGGAACAAAAUAUUUAAAGUAAUCAGGAUCUUUGUGGUCAAGCUUUCCUUCUGCAAGCGCUGCCAUUAUCAUGUUGGAAACCAUGGACUUCUUUAUAUAGAUAUUAUAGAUGAUAUUUUUUAUGUGUAUAUACUUUUUCCUUGCAGUACUAAAAAUAUCUGUCUUGAAAUGAAUUAAUUUAUUUGUUGGACAGAUUUCUAAAGAAGCGAUACACGUGUAAAAGUGUUUGACAUGGAAAAGGAUUAAAAUGAUUUAUUAUUGUAAAAAAAAAAAAAAAAAAAAGUUGGACAAAGGACACCAGAGGACACGAGGA
Molecule: messenger RNA, 4775 nt
Organism: Xiphias gladius (swordfish)
Lineage: Eukaryota; Metazoa; Chordata; Actinopteri; Istiophoriformes; Xiphiidae
Gene: tgfb1a
Product: transforming growth factor, beta 1a
Exons: 7
Coding region: 3174-4337 (387 amino acids)
Biological process (GO): BMP signaling pathway; regulation of cell population proliferation; SMAD protein signal transduction
Cellular component (GO): extracellular region
Molecular function (GO): cytokine activity; type II transforming growth factor beta receptor binding; growth factor activity
Source: RefSeq, a predicted model, not a curated record